UUUCAGUUUUGCUGUCGAAGCGAGUGGAGUGUGUAUAGUUCGUGUCGCAAUAACUGAGCUGUGUGCCUUCGUUCUCAUACCGUAUAGUGCUUACAACGCCGAGAAGUGAUAUUUUGUGCCUUGCUGGUUGCAGUGGAAAUUGGAAAAUAUUUCAAGUUGUAAAAAGCAAAGUAGCAGUCCGUAGUUCCCAGUGCGCCGAUGUUGUCGGAGAUCGUGGCUCACCAGUGCUUCGGUGUGUUUAGUUUAGUGGAACAAGGGAACCGUGAGAGGUGAAACCCGUGAAGUGGAUAGAUUCUUUUGCCUUUUCUGGACCAAACCGGCAAAACGGACAGCAUCCCAGCAUAGGCUUGCCGUCUCUCAUUUUUUUUCUCUUGCUUGCCGAAGCCCGCUGGUCCACAACUCUGGGUCAAGAAGUUGCAAAGCUUGAAGUUGGGCUCAAGCACCGGCAAACGGAGAUUGCUGUUUUCGGGUGGCAUCCCGAAUCCGAAGUAGGCGCAGAGGAAACGAAAACGUAGAAGACUCAAGGCGAAAUAAACGGCUUCGCCAGUGAAGACGAUACUCGAUGCGCAAUAAUAAAAAAAGGCUGAAGAUUUUUUCUGUUCCAAUUUUGGGAUAUUCGGUGGAGGAAGAGAUCGAAACAAACGAAAAAAAAGAGUGCUAACCUGAACUAGAUGUGCAAGAAGUGGUUGUUGGUGGAAGUUGUUUUUUCGUGGAAAACACGUGGAAUCUCAGAAGGGAUUUAAACGGGUGUGUGAGAGAGAGCGAGAGGGGAAAGGUAGUGCGGUCAGGGCAUGUUUUAUGGUAUGCACGAUAGAACCAAUUACGAGUGAAAAGGAAGGCCUGUGCGAGGAGUGGACGGAGAAAAUUAUCAAAACAACUGUUCGUUGUUACAGGAUUUGCUGUUUGGUGCAGUGACACUACUAAUGAGUGUUUGGGAUAAUUUUACCGUCAAGUGAAAAUUUUUGCAGUGACAGUUAUUUUUGAAGCAAAUUGAGGUGGCGCUGACGUGUUUUGAAUCGCUCAAAGUGUACGUUAUCUUUGAAAAAUAAUCUUCUGUCAAAGUCGAAACCAGGUUUCCGAGUUCAAAUUUUAGGACUUCAACGACUUUUUUUGCACGCCGGCGUGACGACGCUCCACAUCAGUGAAGUUUUUUUGUGAACCAGUCCGGUACUUGGAACUGGAACUCGGUUUGCUACGGACGUGCAAGGUGCCCGUCAGUGCUUUCGGUGUGCUGGUUUCAACCGAAGGAACCCUAUAAAAGUUGUGCGAUCCGGUCUAUUGUGAUGAAUUAAAUACCCGCGGGGUCUCUUAAGUGUCGGAAGGAAGAUAAUGAGCCAUAAUGGUACAAAGUGAUAAAAAAUUACUUUACCAAGAGUGAGUAACUUAUUAGGAGCAGAAAAUGCCUCGCAGUGUAUCCUCUGCGGUGAGUGAGUGAGUGAGCUAAAGAUAAAGUGGAAACGAAAGAUGAUAGAAUAGCUUUUCGGGAUAGGCGAAGGUUGAAGAUGAUAAGAAAGCUAUUUGUGGGCCUUUGCACGGUGGAAUAUAAGGAAUGUGAUGGUCGAGAAGAAAAAGCCAUGGUUCACUAGAAGCGGUAGGAAAAAGAUGUGGUAUUUCAUUUUAUCCAUUUAAGUGCCUUUGGACGACCACACUAGAGCGCAAGUGCAUGUGUAGUUUUUGUUCAAGUGUCUACGACUCACGACAGUAGUGAAAUAUAUAUCAAAAGAAAAGAAAGGAAUGCCUUUCUAGUGAAGUUAAGUAAUUACCGUGCCUUUGAAAACAAAAAGCUGAGCGACGGGAACGUCGUCCAACACAUUCCGCACCGAUCCCAUACAGCAUUCUCGUAGUCAUGUCAACAAAUAGUAAUAACCUUAAACUAUCUGGAAACAUAAUCGGUCUGACAAGCAACAAACAGCCCCAACUACAGAAAACCAAAUUGAAACAACCACCGCCAGCAGCGGUCCCAUCGAACGCCCAGCCAAGCACGGCAGUUACAGGUCCACCGACAGUGAACGGUGGGACGAAAUCAGUUCAAACGCAACUAGCACAGCAGAAACAAGUGUCCCAGCAGUCGCAGCAAUCGGGUUCACAGAUUCCGCCUCGAUAUCAGCCACCUCCACAACCUCCAGGAGGUAUCCUUAAACACAUUAACCACAACGGAGGUGCGCCGCCAUUGGCCAGGUCAUCGACCGUUCCUAUCAUAGCAUAUCCGACCGACCUAAACGGAAUCACACACCAUCAUCUUAAAUUUCCCCCAGAAAUCCCUAAAUCAAGUGGUCUAUUCAUUCCGGAAAACCUUAAACACCAAUUGAACCCGUCCCGGCUCGCAGUACCACGAUCCCAUAUUCGAUUUUCGAACCAACAUCAGCAGCUAGCCCCGAGUACACAUAAACCAAAUCAUCUCCAGCAACCAUCACACCAUUUACCGCCUCCACACAAUCGGCUCAGUUCCGAAUCUUCCUCCGAAGAUCAGACAACCACUAGCUCAACGCGAUCCCUCCAGCAUCACUUGAAUCCCAAACAACAACAGCCAUCCCCUCAACCCAAUCAACAAACGUCCCAAACGCAGGGUCACAUUCAGCAAACUACUGCGAUUAUACACCAUCAUCAACCUCCCAGUCAGCAGGCACCACCAAUUCCACCUCCCGCUGCGACCAACGCCCAACAUCAGCAACACCCAAAUCAACAUCACAAGCAGCAGCAACAACACCAACAGCAACAACUACAGCAACAACAACAUCAGCAGCAGCAGCAGGAGAUGCUUAAAUUCGUCCGGAAGGCGGAGUCGGAGACUUCGUCGACACCAACCUCGUCCAGCGGUGGUCGGAUAUCGUCGAUCGAGCAGAGUCGACACUUUCAGAAUCUUCUCGCCGAGCUAAGAGCGCUAAAGGAGGCUAACCAACGGCUUAGUGACGACAAUCAGGAACUUCGAGAUCUGUGCUGUUUCCUGGACGAUGACCGACAAAAGGGACGAAAGUUGGCCCGCGAAUGGCAGAGGUUUGGUCGUUACACGGCGAGCGUAAUGCGACAAGAGGUUUCCGCUUAUCAGACCAAACUGCGGCAGCUAGAUGACAAACAGCAGGAGCUGAUUCGUGACAAUCUGGAACUGAAGGAGCUAUGUUUGUACCUGGACGAAGAACGAUCCAAUACCAAUCGGCCACCGGUGGGAUGUACCAACUGCGGUGCGACACCCGGUGCAACGAAUGCUGUUCCUCUCCGGGAUGACGGAGAUGGAAGUAGCUCGAGUACGAAUGCCGAUGAAAUCCUGCAUCAGCUGGGUGGGCAGUUCGGGCGGAACGGGUUGACGGAGAUCAACCUUCGUACAACGCUUAGUGACCAAACCCUGCAAUAUGUCCGUUCACUCGAAAGUCGAAUACGACAACUGGAGGAAGAACGAUGCGCUAUCCUGAAAAAUAUACCCCUCAAUCCGACAAACGGAUCGGGUCCACCGGGUAUCAACAACAACAAUCACAGCAAUAACAAUCAUAACAACAACAACAACAACAUCAACAACAAUAACCACAACAACACCAACCAGCCCUCGUCGAUCGCUGAUCCAAUUUCCGGCCGACCGGAAGCAGUCGUACGGGCCCUUCAGGUGCUGGAGGUUCGCGAACAGCUCGAACGGGAACGAAUCGGACCGAACACGCCGCCCGAUCCUCUGGACGACGGUGAGAAGGCACUGGUACGAGAGAUGUGCAAUGUAGUGUGGCGGAAGCUUGAGGAUGCCCCGAACACGGGCAUCGACCAGCAUGUCUGAUCAAGGUGAAUCCGGGUUGGUGGCGAAAACAUCAAAACAACAAGGCCACACGAGGCUUGUUUGACGUGCCUGGACAGCGAGGAAACCGCAGAUCAUCCUCACUGUGUAUCUCCCCACUUUGAUGAUGUACAAAUUAAUUAUAGUGAUUCUACAGAAAAUAAGCAGAGCAGACGCGCGUGCACACUACUUCUUUGUAGAAUAGACGAGCGGAAAAUCAUCUUUUUAAGGCGCUGCCGAAAAGGAGCCUUUUUUGUUGCGUGGAAUUGUAUAGACGAGAGCAGAGCAAAGCGCAGCCUAGAAAUAAAUCCUCCCGAAGAAAAGAAGCGCAUGAAACGAAAAAUGAGGUUUCUGAAACCUCGCAAGGGCAGCAUAUUACAGUUUAUCCUACUGAAUUAUAGUUAACAGCAAAGUAUUUAUCACCGUUUAUCGUUAUAUUUAUACUACUGGAACGCAAGGGAGAUUUGUAAUUAGAGCAACGUGGGGUGAAAAGCAGCGGAGUUGAAUUAAAUUCUUCUAACGAUUAUACCGGUUUAAUCGCCAGCGUUCCGACAGAUCUGGUUUGUAGAUAUGAAGAUUUUAGCUAUGUAUAAAGUUUCAUUUGGAGCAAAAAUUAGGUUUCUAGAGGAUGAGGAAUAUUUUACGUUUAACGAACAGGAGGAAUUAUUUUUCAGCGCUAUGUAUUUGUGUAUCCUAGGAUUUCUUGU
Topomyia yanbarensis is the source of this 4461-nucleotide messenger RNA. Its product is annotated as coiled-coil domain-containing protein 85C-like. The transcript has 6 exons. Bases 1847 to 3757 code for a protein of 636 amino acids. The record is from RefSeq and is a predicted model, not a curated record. NCBI's taxonomy places the organism in Eukaryota, Metazoa, Arthropoda, Insecta, Diptera, Culicidae.